CAUUAUCCCUUUUUGGAUUUGGACCCUAACCCAACAACUACUUCCCCUUUUUCUCCCUUUCUUUCUUCGUCUUCUUCUUAAUCCUCUUUCUUCUCACACAACCAAACCCUACCGAACACCAACACCAAUACCUUCCCUCCGAUCUUUAUCCGAUCCUUCAUCCUAUUGUACAGGUUUUAUGUAGCUUGAGUUUAGUCACUAAACAUUUUAUGGACGAUGAUAGUAGAGAUGGAUAAAAUGUCUGCUCCUUCAACACGGGAGCGUGCACAACGUCUAUAUGAGAAGAACCUUGAAUUGGAGAAUAAGCGUCGGAGAUCAGCUCAGGCGCAGGUCCCAUCAGAUCCAAAUACUUGGCCGCAGAUGCGUGAGAAUUAUGAAGCAAUAAUUCUUGAGGAUCAUGCUUUUUCUGAGCAGCACAAUAUUGAGUAUGCUCUGUGGCAAUUGCAUUAUAAGCGGAUUGAGGAAUUGAGGACAUACUUUAGUGCUGCUCUUACUUCUGUAAGCUCAAAAUCGUCUCAGGGAGGCAAAGGUCCUGUUCGACCUGAUCGGCUAAAUAAAAUAAGGCUGCAGUUUAAGACUUUCCUUUCAGAAGCAACUGGAUUUUACCAUGAUCUUAUUAUGAAAAUCAGAGCAAAGUAUGGGCUUCCUCUUGGUUACUUUGAGGAUUCAGAGAAUUGGAUUGUGAUGGAGAAAGAUGGAAAGAAAUCUGCUGAGAUGAAGAAUGGUCUAAUAUCUUGUCAUCGUUGUUUGAUAUACCUGGGUGAUCUUGCUCGCUACAAAGGAUUGUAUGGCGAAGGUGACUCGAUAAAGCGUGAGUUUGCAGCAGCUUCUAGUUACUAUUUACAAGCUGCAUCUAUUUGGCCUUCAAGUGGGAAUCCCCAUCAUCAGCUUGCUUUAUUGGCUUCAUAUUCUGGGGAUGAGCUGGCAACUAUUUAUCGAUAUUUUCGGAGUUUGGCUGUGGAUAGUCCAUUUACAACUGCCAGAGAUAAUUUGAUUGUUGCAUUUGAGAAGAAUCGUCAAAGUUACUCUCAGCUUUCUGGGGAUGUUAAAGCUCUUGCAGUGAAGGAACUUUCUGGGCAAUUAUCUGGCAAAGGAAGAGGAAAAGUGGAAGCAAAACUUGUUUCAAGGGUUAAUGGUGUGGAAGCCUGUCCUAGAAAGGAAGGAGCAUCCAAUAUACAAGAGACUUACAAAUCCUUCUGCACCCGCUUUAUCCGUUUAAAUGGAAUCUUAUUCACUCGUACAAGCCUUGAGACCUUCACUGAAGUUCUCUCUUGUGUUAGCACUGGUCUGCAUGAGCUUCUGUCUUCAGGGAAAGAUGAAGAGCUGAAUUUUGGCAUGGAUACGCUUGAGAAUGGACUUGCCAUUAUCAGAAUUGUUUCCAUUAUCGUAUUUGCAGUUUAUAAUGUGAAUAAGGAAUCUGAAGGUCAAACUUACGCGGAAAUUGUACAGCGUGCUGUUCUACUUCAGAAUGCAUUCACUGCUGCUUUUGAAAUGAUGAGUUCCAUAGUAGAGAGAUGUGCGCAGCUGCAGGAUCCUUCUUAUAGUUAUCUUUUACCAGGCAUUUUGGUUUUUUUUGAGUGGUUGGCAUGUUAUCCAGAGCUUGCUGCAGGCAAUGAUGUGGAUGAGAAUCAGGCAACUGUUAGAUCAAAAUUUUGGAAUCAUUGUAUAUCCUUGUUGAACAAGCUACUUUCAGUUGGGCCUAUGUCUAUUGAAGACAAUGAAGAGGACACUUGCUUUAAUAACAUGAGCAGGUAUGAGGAAGGGGAAACUGAAAACCGGCUUGCUUUGGGGGAGGAUUGUGAGUUAAGAGGAUUUGUUCCACUUCUCCCUGCACAAACCAUCUUGGACUUUUCAAGAAAGCAUUCCCUUGGAAGUGAUGGUGAAAAGGAAAGAAAAGCUCGUGUCAAAAGGAUUUUAGCUGCAGGAAAGGCUUUAGCAAAUGUUGUCAGGAUUGAUCAGAAAAUGAUAUAUUUUGACUCUAAGGGAAAGAAAUUUAUAAUUGGUGUUGCGCCUCAAAUUUCAGAUGAUUUUGUUCUUGCCUCCUAUACAGGCAUACCUGAUGCAAAAGAUUUAUUGAAAGAAAAUACGGCAGACAAGACAAAGGUGGGAAUUGUUCAGCCAGACCACCCCCAGUAUAUGGAAGGAGAGGAUGACGAUGAGGUUAUUGUUUUUAAACCUAUGGUAGCUGAGAAACGAGCUGAUGUGGUGGCUGUCUCGUCAUGGGCACCCCAUAAAGGCUUAGAGUCAGUUCCAACAGCUUCUAGAGGGGAUAUAACAUUUAAUGUCAAUUCUACUUCUAACCCUCUCAAUUUGAACCAUCGAACUUCUUUACCUGCUUCUGUUAGUGGUAUGGUGCCUCAACACCUGCAACCACUUCUGCCACAUUCUUCGAGGUGGUUAGAGGAGGAAAUAUCUCUUGCUAACAGUUUAAAAGGUCUUAGGUUCUCGGAGAAUGGGCACAUGAUGAAACCUGACCUGCCACUGCAAGGAGCUGUAGCUAUCCCGAACCACGCUGCACUUGCAAUUCCUGUCCAGCAAUCUGUAAGUGAUGGUACUAGUGUGUUUUAUGGUCUCUCGAAUGCUGAAGACUUUAUGAUAUCAUCCAAAUUCGAUGCCACUGCAUCUUCUGGAGUUAUCAUUGAUAACUCUGUAGUGAAGACAUCAUCAGCCAUGCCAGCUGGUUUGAAGAAAUCUCCAGUCAGCCGACCUUCUAGGCACCUUGGACCUCCUCCUGGUUUCUGUCAUGUUCCUCCUAAACAAGGUUUUGAACCCACUGUUUCAGAUUCAAUUAGUGGGAAUCCAAUUAUGGAUGAUUACAGUUGGUUGGAUGGAUAUCAGUUGCCUUCAUCAACCAAAGGUCUAGACCCCAAUGAUCCUCUUACUUACUCUCAUUCAAAUCCUCAGCAAGUCAGUAACAAUGGGUUGAGUGGGACAAUCAGCUUUCCCUUUCCUGGAAAACAGGUUCCAUCUCCAUUGCAGGUGGAGAAACAGAAUGGUUGGCAAGAUUAUCAGACUUUUGAGAUUUUAAAAGCACACCAUAAUCAGCAGCUGCAGCCACAGCCACAGCAACCACUCACAACUGGAAAUCAGCAUUUUACUCCACUGCCUGAGCAAUUUCAAGGACAGUCAAUCUGGACCGGUCGUUACUUUGUGUGAUGUCAGUAUGUAUGAAUAUUGAUGGUCCUUGAAGGAUUAUUACGAAUUUGCUGCGUCCCUUUGCUACCCAUUCAAACCGCAACUUUGCUGCCAUGUCAUUGGAUGUUGUUGGUUGGAUUAGACUUGUUGCAGGAACUUGUUACUACAAAAGAUUUUGCUGAGCCCUCGAGCCUGGAUGAAGGAAGAUAAGCAAGCAUCUUUACAGUUCAAAGUUCUUAAGUAAAUGCCUUGUCUGUUUUGGGGUGGAUAGUUGGUGGUAAAUAAAAGAUUAUCCAGUCAUCUUGGAGCUUGUAUCUUCUGGGAUUGAUGGUAUGAUUAUGGUUUGUUCACUUCCCUAGUGGAAAUGUCAUAAUGGUGCACAUGUAACAAUUGUUACCAUCAUCUAGCUGCCGAUUAUACUUAGUGCUAACCCCGUUUUUGUCUACCUCAAAGCUUCAGACUAGUUGGGAAUGUUGGUAGGUAUGGAGUGGUUGUCUGAAGUUGGAUAAUGAGAUAUGAUAAUGACGUUGUUGGGCAUACUUGAGUAAGUACACGUGUUUAGUAGUUGGUCUACGAUUCACUUUCUCUUGUUUUUUUAAGUCGGGGUUUACUCGAACUUAGAAUAAAUAAUUCCUUUUGGAUGCUUGAUUGUGGAUAUGUCUUGGUCUAAACGACUAUGAUAUGUCUAUCUAGAGCAGGAUUUAAUUGUCUCUAUCUUUAUUUUCUGCUGCUUUGUUUAAUUGUUUAUGUUGUUCAGAAAUAGCAUGGAUCAGUU
Messenger RNA from Gastrolobium bilobum, 3910 nucleotides. RefSeq names its product nonsense-mediated mRNA decay factor SMG7-like. The record is from RefSeq and is a predicted model, not a curated record. Gene Ontology annotation, molecular function: protein binding; telomerase RNA binding; telomeric repeat DNA binding. Gene Ontology annotation, cellular component: telomerase holoenzyme complex. NCBI's taxonomy places the organism in Eukaryota, Viridiplantae, Streptophyta, Magnoliopsida, Fabales, Fabaceae. The transcript is spliced from 8 exons. Gene Ontology annotation, biological process: nuclear-transcribed mRNA catabolic process, nonsense-mediated decay. The coding region runs from base 217 to 3156 and encodes 979 amino acids.